AUGUAUAAGUCGGCCGCGGGGUUAGUUAGACUUUAUUCUACAGCUGCCGCCGCAAACGGUACAUCAUCAGGCUCUUCUUCUUCUGCUGCUGCACCACAAUAUCAUUCAUCUUCUGGAUCUAAAGUUGGUGCUAAUCUUCAUACUCAUACAGUCAAAACCCCUGUGGGGAUUAAAGCGGCUAUUGCUUCAUUGAAGCCUAAAACCACCAGAUUGUCCAAUGAAGGUCCUAUUGAAUGUGAUUUACAUGGUUUCCAAUUAUUAAACUCACCAGUGUUCAAUAAAGGUUCCGCUUUCUCCUUAGAGGAGCGCAAGGCUUUCGGGUUGGAUGGGUUGUUACCCUCCCAAGUUAAUACUUUGGAUGAGCAAGUUGACAGAGCUUACAAACAAUUCAAAUACUUGAAGACCCCCUUAGCUAAGAAUGAUUUCUUAACUAGUAUGAGAAUCCAAAACAAAGUCUUGUACUAUGAAUUGGUCAGAAGACAUAUAAGAGAAAUGUUGCCAAUCAUUUAUACUCCAACUGAAGGUGAUGCUAUUGCUCUGUAUUCUCAUAGAUUUAGAAAACCAGAAGGUUGUUUCCUUGACAUCACCGACCCUGAUUCUAUCGACAAAAGAUUGGCUGUCUAUGGUGAAGACAAGGAUAUCGACUACAUUGUUGUUUCCGAUGGUGAAGCUAUAUUGGGUAUCGGUGACCAAGGUGUUGGUGGUGUGAGAAUUUCCAUUGCCAAAUUGGGUUUAAUGACUCUUUGUGGUGGUAUUCACCCAGGUAGAGUUUUACCGAUAGUCUUGGAUGUGGGUACUAAUAACGAAACUUUACUUAACGAUGACUUGUACAUGGGUAACAAGUUUCCAAGAGUCAGAGGUGAACAAUAUUGGGACUUUAUCGAUAAGUUUAUACAUUCUCUUAAAAAGAGAUUCCCCUCUGCAGUUUUGCAUUAUGAAGACUUUGGUACCUUUACUGGUAGGGACAUGUUAUACAAAUACAGAGACUUUAUCCCAUCUUUCAAUGAUGAUAUUCAAGGUACCGGUGCUGUUGUGAUGGCAUCUAUUACUGCUGGUUUGAAAUACACAAACCGUAAACUUUUGGACACCAAAGUGGUUAUCUACGGAGCUGGUUCUGCUGGGUUAGGUGUAGCUGAUCAAAUUGUUAACCAUAUGGUGAGUCAUGGUGCUACUCCUGAACAAGCUAGACUGAAGAUUGUUUGUAUGGAUAGAAGAGGAGUUAUUUUGAAGUCCAUGGAAUCUCCAGAACAUCAAGCUCUUUAUAGUGAAGACGACAAGGAAUGGGAAGGGAUAGAUACUAAGAAUUUGGUUGAAGUUGUUAGAAAAGUUCAACCAACUGUUUUGGUAGGUACUUCUACUCAAGCUGGUGCUUUCACUGAACAAGUUAUCAGGGAAAUGUACAAGUACAAUCCUAAUCCGUUUGUUUUCCCCUUAUCUAACCCUACCAGAUUGCAUGAAGCUUUCCCCGUUGAUAUCAUGAAAUGGACAGACAACAAUGCAUUGAUUGCGACAGGGUCUCCCUUCCCACCUGUUGAUGGUUACUACAUUUCCGAAAACAACAAUUGCUUCACAUUCCCAGGUAUUGGGUUGGGUGCUGUUUUAUCUAGAACAACUACUAUCACCGACACCAUGAUUUCUGCUGCUGUUGAUCAAUUGGCUUCUAUGUCACCCAAGAUGAAAAAUCCUAAGAAUGGGUUGUUGCCAAGAUUGGAAGAAGUUGAUGAGGUUUCUGCUUAUAUUGCAACUGCGGUUGUCUUACAAGCUUUAAAGGAAGGGAAUGCUCAAGUGGAAAAGGAACAAAGACCUGAUGGUGGGUUUGUGUCUGUUCCACGUAACUUUGAUGAAUGUUUGAAAUGGGUUCAAUCCCAAUUAUGGAGACCCGUUUACAGACCAAUGGUUAGUGUUGAACAUAUUCCUGAAAUCCAUACAUUCCAACACUAA
Molecule: messenger RNA, 1941 nt
Organism: Lizanozyma spartinae
Lineage: Eukaryota; Fungi; Ascomycota; Pichiomycetes; Serinales; Debaryomycetaceae
Gene: MAE1
Product: malate dehydrogenase (oxaloacetate-decarboxylating)
Exons: 2
Coding region: 1-1941 (646 amino acids)
Biological process (GO): malate metabolic process; pyruvate metabolic process
Cellular component (GO): mitochondrion
Molecular function (GO): NAD binding; malate dehydrogenase (decarboxylating) (NAD+) activity
Source: RefSeq, a predicted model, not a curated record